UUGUUAUCGAUAAGCGACUUAUCGUCUCCACUGAAAAUAUUCUACGGCUGUGAUAAAAACACAAACUUUCCGGUCCUCAUCACAAUGGCUAAAGCAAGAGUCCAGUCAAAGCACUCUCGUGCGGCCCGCCGGGCAGCAUCGCCGAGUCUCGACGUCGACAAGUCUUUAACCACCCUUCCCCGUGCCGAAGAUACCGUGAUACAGCGUGAAUCCAUCCUUUCCGAUCGCGCAAAUGCCGGUGUGUCCAAGAGGAAAUCGAAAACGAAAGCCCUGUCAAAGGCGCAGCGUGCUAGGCAGCAGAAGGGUAUCGAAAGAGCAGAGAAUAUCAUGGAUCAACUAGAGACGAAAGUGGAGAAGAGUCUCAAGCGGGGGAAGACUGUGAAAGCACGUAGGGCUGAGUGGGAAGACCUGAAUCGCAAGUCGGGGGCGACCAUGUUUCAGAACCUCAACGACGAGGCCGAUAAUGAUGACGAUGACGCUAUGGCUGAUGUUUCCGCGGCCCCUAAGAAAACAAAGCCGCAGCCGCAACCCACAUACGUGGCUCAAAACCCGGCGGUCGACCAACACGCAGACAUUGACGUGGACGAUGAUAUCAGCUGAGAUGUCACAGCGACAGUGCAAAGGAGAUACCAGGCUGGUCACGGCAACUAUUUCCUUGGCCUAAGCUGGUUGAUCAUUCGAUCAAUGUCAGCGACAGCUGGCCCCGAAGCUCUUGUCCGGAGGAGCUCCAGGGUAUUGAAGUCUUUGGCCCUGAAGGCUUCCUCCCCGGCUUUCACGAUCAUUCCACAUUUCACCCACAUUUCCACCUUGUCUUCGACUGGUAAAUUGGUGCAUUUGGGGACGAAAAACGAAGCGAGUUUCGUGUUUCCAGCACCUAGUAUCUCGUCAUAGAAAGGCU
This is a messenger RNA of Aspergillus pseudonomiae, 898 nucleotides long. Its product is annotated as Alb1 domain-containing protein. NCBI's taxonomy places the organism in Eukaryota, Fungi, Ascomycota, Eurotiomycetes, Eurotiales, Aspergillaceae. The transcript has 3 exons. The record is from RefSeq and is a predicted model, not a curated record. The coding region runs from base 85 to 600 and encodes 171 amino acids. Gene Ontology annotation, cellular component: preribosome, large subunit precursor; nucleolus. Gene Ontology annotation, biological process: ribosomal large subunit export from nucleus.